This is a messenger RNA of Benincasa hispida (wax gourd), 1173 nucleotides long. RefSeq names its product homolog of CFIM-25 (gene CFIM-25). The record is from RefSeq and is a predicted model, not a curated record. Lineage: Eukaryota; Viridiplantae; Streptophyta; Magnoliopsida; Cucurbitales; Cucurbitaceae. Gene Ontology annotation, cellular component: mRNA cleavage factor complex. Gene Ontology annotation, molecular function: mRNA binding. Gene Ontology annotation, biological process: mRNA 3'-end processing.
AAUUCCUUUUCGUCCCUUCCCUUUUGCUCUCCCAGUGGUCGUCUUGUCUGAGUCUUCUUUUUAGGCUUAAUUAGAAGAGAAUUACGCAGUGAGUGACGCACUCCACUUUUCCGCUUCUUCGUGUCCCUUCUCUCCAACCAACACGACAUCUUCACACUUCCAUUUCCACUUCUCACCUAUAUUCCCCAAAUUCACUUUACUCCUUUUAUUCUCCAUUUCUCCAUUUCUCUCCUCUUUUUCCCCAAUCCACGCCAUGGGAGACGACGGACGUUUGCAUGCUAUGGACGACGAUGAAGCUUCCGCCGCCGACCAACGCCCAUCCAUCCAUAUUUACCCUCUCAGCAACUACUACUUUGAAUCCAAAGAGCCUCUUCUUUUCAAGGACGAGACCUUCGCUGAUCGCCUCCUCAGGAUGAAAUCCAAUUAUGCCGCUUACGGAUUGAGGACUUCUGUCGAAGCAGUUUUGCUGGUUGAACUAUUCAAGCAUCCUCAUUUGUUGCUGUUUCAAAUACGUAAUUCAAUUUUCAAGCUUCCUGGUGGUCGCCUAAGGCCUAACGAAUCGGAUGUUGAUGGCUUGACGCGAAAGUUGUCAAGGAAGCUUUCUGCCAAUGGAGCCUCUGAUGCAUCUGAUUGGGAGGUGGGCGAGUGCCUCGGUAUGUGGUGGAGGCCUGACUUUGAAACCCUGCUCUUUCCAUAUUUGUCCAGUACUGUUAAAGGGGCCAAGGAGUGCACUAAACUUUUCCUGGUCAAGUUGCCGGAGAGUCGAAAAUUCGUUGUGCCAAAGAACCUCAAGUUGAUCGCUGUUCCUUUAUGCCAAAUUCACGAAAACCAUAAGACAUAUGGGCCAGUUAUAUCUGGCAUUCCGCAGCUGCUUUCUAAGUUCUCCUUCGACAUCAUCGAAACCUAAGAUUCAUCUUAUUAAUUAUAACAGAUGAAGAGCUAUGGUCAGUGGUUAGCGGACCAAAGAAAUUAAUAUAUUUAUUAUUAGUACAUUAUAGAGCUGUCAGCUAAGUUUCUAUGAAUGUUGACAGACCCUUGUAUAAAACAUAUGCACAUAAAUCAUGGUGAUGAUUUUGUAAGUAUGAAGAUAUAUAUAGUCAUAUAGGUCGAAAUUGUUACUUUACAACUUUUGUUUUAAUGAGUGCUAAAACUACAUGAUUGUUUAAAUUGCUA